Mytilus californianus (California mussel) is the source of this 3344-nucleotide messenger RNA. RefSeq names its product pre-mRNA-processing factor 6-like. Gene Ontology annotation, biological process: spliceosomal tri-snRNP complex assembly; mRNA splicing, via spliceosome. Gene Ontology annotation, cellular component: catalytic step 2 spliceosome; U4/U6 x U5 tri-snRNP complex. Bases 41 to 2830 code for a protein of 929 amino acids. NCBI's taxonomy places the organism in Eukaryota, Metazoa, Mollusca, Bivalvia, Mytilida, Mytilidae. The record is from RefSeq and is a predicted model, not a curated record. Gene Ontology annotation, molecular function: protein binding. The transcript has 24 exons.
UCCGACCGGAUGUUGAUAAUUCAACGUUGUGAGAUCGAAAAUGUCUGUUCAGUCGUUUGUAAGCAAAAGAAAGAAGCAUUUCAUCGGUUUAUCAGCACCGUUGGGAUAUGUUCCUGGUUUAGGGAGAGGAGCCACUGGUUUCACAACAAGAUCUGAUAUUGGUCCAGCAAGAGAUGCAGAUGAUAUAUCUGAUGAUAGACAUGCCCACAAUAAGAAACAGAAAACAGACGAGGAGGAAGAGGAAGAUUUAAACGAUGCUAACUAUGAUGAGUUCUCUGGUUAUGGAGGAAGUUUAUGUGGAAAAGAUCCUUAUGAUGAAGAUGACAAAGAGGCUGAUCAGAUUUAUGAUGCUAUUGACAAAAGAAUGGAUGAAAAGAGGAAAGAAAGGAGAGAACUGAAACUAAGAGAAGAUUUAGAAAAAUACCGUCAAGAACGUCCCAAAAUCCAGCAACAGUUUUCUGAUUUAAAGAGAAACUUAGCUGAGGUAUCAGAAGACCAAUGGUUAAAUAUCCCAGAGGUGGGUGAUGCUAGGAACAGGAAACAAAGACUGGCACGCAAAGAUCAAUUUACCCCACUGCCAGAUAGUGUAUUAGCAGGGGCAGUUGCCAGGACAGGAAAUGCUACAUCAAUAUCAGAUCGGGACCAGAAAUAUGGAGGAAUCAACACACCCUUUGGAGCAAUUACCCCUCUGGGUACCUCAACACCAGGGGAUAUUGAUAUGAAGAAGAUUGGUGAAGCUAGAAAUACAUUAAUGGAUAUUAAACUUACACAGGUAUCAGACUCUGUGAGUGGGCAGACAGUGGUUGAUCCCAAAGGGUACCUCACGGAUUUACAGUCUAUGCUACCCUCACAUGGAGGUGAUAUUAAUGAUGUGAAGAAAGCCAGAUUACUGCUGAAGUCAGUGAGAGAAACCAACCCUAAACAUCCUCCAGCAUGGAUAGCCUCAGCUAGAUUAGAGGAGGUAACAGGAAAGUUACAGACAGCUAGGAACCUCAUCAUGAAAGGCUGUGAGGAAUGUCCUAAGAGUGAAGAUGUAUGGUUAGAGGCUGCUAGAUUAAUGCCAGCUGACCAGGCCAAAGCAGUUAUAGCACAAGCGGCAAGACAACUGCCCUCCUCUGUCAGAAUAUGGAUCAAAGCUGCUGAUUUAGAAACAGAACUGAAGGCAAAGAAAAGAGUCUUUAGAAAAGCUUUGGAACACAUACCAAACUCUGUCAGAUUGUGGAAACAAGCUGUGGAAUUAGAAAAUGAAGAGGAUGCUAGGAUCAUGUUGAGUCGGGCUGUAGAAUGUUGUCCAACAAGUGUAGAGUUGUGGUUAGCCUUAGCCAGACUUGAGACCUAUGAUAAUGCCAGGAAAGUCCUAAACAAAGCCAGAGAGAAUAUCCCCACCGAUCGUCAGAUCUGGAUAACAGCUGCUAAACUGGAGGAAGCUAACGGAAACAACCAUAUGGUGGACAAAAUCGUAGACAGAGCUUUGAACUCCUUGAGAGCUAACAUGGUAGAAGUUAACAGAGACUUGUGGAUAAAAGAUGCUGAAGAUUGUGAGAAGAGUGGAAGUAUAGUCACCUGUCAGGCUAUAAUACGAGCUGUGAUAAGUGUUGGUAUAGAAGAAGAAGAUAGAAAACAUACUUGGUUAGAGGAUGCUGAAUCUUGUGCCACACACUCCGCAGUGGAGUGUGCCAGAGCUAUUUAUGCAUUUGCCUUGGCAGAAUUUCUCAGUAAGAAGAGUAUCUGGUUGAGAGCAGCUUACUUUGAAAAGAGUCAUGGAUCCAGGGAAUCUUUAGAAGCAUUGUUACAAAGAGCAGUUGCUCACUGUCCUAAAGCUGAGGUCUUAUGGUUGAUGGGAGCAAAAUCAAAAUGGAUGGCGGGAGAUGUGCCUGCUGCCAGAAGUAUUUUAGCUUUGGCUUUCCAGGCUAAUCCUAACAGUGAAGAGAUCUGGUUAGCUGCUGUUAAGUUAGAGUCAGAAAAUAAUGAGUACGAGAGAGCUAGGAGACUUUUACAGAAAGCCAGAGCUAGUGCCCCAACAGCUAGGGUCAUGAUGAAGUCUGUGAAAUUAGAAUGGUGUUUAGGAGAAAUACAGAACUCUAAAACAUUACUUGUAGAAGCUGUCAGACAUUACUCAGACUUCCCAAAGUUAUGGAUGAUGAAAGGACAAAUAGAAGAACAACAAGGAGAGAAAGAAGCUGCUAGAGAUGCUUAUAAUCAGGGGCUCAAAAAAUGUCCCAAAGCAAUACCUUUGUGGCUGUUAUUAUCCAGACUAGAGGAAAAGAAUGGACAGUUAAUUAAAGCUAGAUCAAUCUUAGAGAAAGCAAGACUCAAAAAUCCUCAGGUGCCGGAUCUAUGGUUGGAGGCAGUCAGAGUGGAAAACAGAGCUGGCUUAAAGAAUAUUGCUCAAAAUUUGAUGGCAAGAGCUCUUCAAGAAUGUUCAAAUUCUGGAAUAUUGUGGGCAGAGUCUAUAGCUAUUGAACCAAGACCACAGAGAAAAACCAAAUCAGUAGAUGCUUUGAGAAAGUGUGAACAUGACCCACAUGUAUUGUUAGCAGCGUCCAAAUUCAUAUUCUGGGCUGAGAGGAAGAUCAGUAAAGCCAGAGAAUGGUUCCACAGGACUGUUAAGAUAGAACCAGACUUGGGAGAUGCCUGGGCCUUUUUCUACAAGUUUGAACUCAUGCAUGGGGAUGAGGAGUCACAAAAUGAAGUACGGAAAAAGUGUAUAAAUGCUGAUCCACGCCAUGGUGAAUACUGGUGUCGUGUUUCAAAAGACAUUCAAAACUGGAGGUUAAAAACAGAACAGAUUUUACCUCUGGUAUCAGAACUUGCACCAUUACCGACUUGAUGUUAAUGUUUAUGUAUGAACUUUUAUAUGAAUAUACAUUGUUUUGUGUAAUUAAAGAGGUCAUAAACAAUAGAAUGUCAGAUGAACUAUGAACUUGUCUGUGUAAUGAAUCUAUGAUCACCAUAAAGCCAAUGAAUGAAGAAACAUGUUGCAGGAUUUUAUAUCGUCAGAAUUUUUAUGCUGCUACCAUCUAGGCUCAGUAAUUGUUGGGUACUAGAUUGAGCUGUGUGUGUAGUACCAGCAAAGUUUGGAAUAUUAGUACCCUUAAAAACUUAAUUUCAAAUGUCAUGGAAAAUUUUUCGGAAGCUGAGAAUUAAUUUCAAUAUCACUUUACUUGCUACAAAUGAUACUUAGAAGAUUGUUGUGUAGUACCUGCAAAGAUGCUAAGAGAAGUAAAUUUCCCUUAAUUUCAAACAUCAUAGAAAUAAUUUUGCGGAAGCUGAGACUUUCAAUAUCACUUAACUUGCUGCAAAUGAAACUUUAGAAGAAUGAAAGGAAAUAUUUGUUUACAUCA